Prosopis cineraria is the source of this 1334-nucleotide messenger RNA. RefSeq names its product probable mannitol dehydrogenase. Gene Ontology annotation, molecular function: zinc ion binding; cinnamyl-alcohol dehydrogenase activity. Gene Ontology annotation, biological process: lignin biosynthetic process. Lineage: Eukaryota; Viridiplantae; Streptophyta; Magnoliopsida; Fabales; Fabaceae. The record is from RefSeq and is a predicted model, not a curated record.
UAGAGAAAAGUGAGGAUGGCGAAAUCACUUGAAUGUGAGUAUCCGCAGAAGGUUGGUUGGGCUGCCAGGGAUAAUUCUGGCCAUCUUUCUCCCUUUACCUUCUCGAGAAGGGAAGUUGGGGACGAUGAUGUUGCUUUGAAAAUUUUGUUUUGUGGGGUUUGCCAUUCGGAUCUGCAUACUGUUAAGAACGAGUGGGGUUUCACAACGUACCCCGUUGUUCCUGGACAUGAAAUUACUGGCGUUGUGACACAAGCUGGGAAUAAUGUGAAAAAAUUCGAAGUGGGUGACAAAGUCGGAGUUGGUGUCAUUGUGGACUCCUGCAAGGCAUGUGAUGCUUGCCAGCAGAACCUGGAGAACUACUGUCCUCGACCAGUAUUUACCUACAACUCUCUCGGCUUUGAUGGGAUAAGAACCUAUGGUGGCUAUUCUGAUUUUGUGGUUGUUCACGAGCGAUUUGUAGUGAAAUUUCCUGAGAACUUACCCCUUGACAGUGGUGCUCCACUUCUCUGUGCUGGGAUUACUGCGUACAGUCCAAUGAAAUAUUAUGGAAUGACAGAGCCAGGUAAACAUUUGGGAGUGGCAGGGCUUGGUGGGUUAGGUCAUGUUGCAGUGAAAAUUGGCAAGGCCUUUGGGCUGAAAGUUACUGUCAUUAGCACCUCCCAGAAAAAGGAAGUCGAGGCUAUCAACAACCUUGGGGCUGAUUCCUUCCUUGUUUCGACCGACCCUGAGAAAAUGAAGGCAGCUAUGAACAGCAUGGACUUCAUCAUAGACACAAUUUCCGCAGUCCAUUCCCUCGUUCCUCUGCUUGGUCUGCUGAAGUUAAAUGGGAAGCUGAUCACCGUUGGGUUGCCUGUGAAGCCCUUAGAGCUUCCGAUCUUCCCUCUAGUUGCAGGACGGAAGCUCGUGGGGGGAAGUGACUUUGGAGGAAUAAAAGAGACGCAGGAGAUGCUUGACUUUUGUGGAAAGCACAACAUCAGUGCAGAUAUUGAGCUGAUUAGGAUGGACCAAAUCAACACUGCCAUGGAAAGGCUGGCCAAGUCUGACGUGAAGUACCGCUUUGUGAUUGACGUGGCAAACUCCUUAAGAGGGGUGGUGGAGUAGUUCUAAUGCUAGCUUCGAUGUUGUUGUCUCUUAAUUAAUGAAGGCCGCGAUGCCAGAGUAUUUUAGGUAUGAGAUGUGAACUUCUAUGCAGAAGAGGACAAAAUAAUUUUUUUUUUUUUUUUGGCCAAACAGAAUAAUUAGUUUUCUGAACUGUUCUUGCAUCCUUUUAUUGCACUGGACUGAGCAUAUGGUUGUGUUCCGAAAUAUUUUGUUACCUACCCCCACCCACGUGA